AUGUGUAAUUCACCAGAUGAGCUCCCGAAAGGAGAAGAAAAAGACGAGGAAAAACACGACACCGAAGUAAAUAAAGAGUUAGGAGAAAACGAAACCAAAGUGCCCGCAGCUGCACCCCGACGAUCAGAAAGAGAAAAAAGCAUGCCGACUCCAUAUGAGCAAGAGAUGGAGCGUCUUCGCAAAUUAUUAGCCGAUGUGGAGAGUGAUGAAGAGGUCAUUCCAGACGAUGAAUGUUUUAGUGAUCAAGAAAACUUCAGUGACCACUUCAGUGAGAGUGAAUUUUCAGGAAGUGAAAGUUUUGCUGAUCCCGAUAGAGAUGACACCUUUGUUGGAAGAGAUGCAAAAACUAUUUGGCAAAAAACAAAAUUCCGAGCUAAUGUCUGUGCUCCAGCUCGAAAUAUAAUUACGCAUCUUCCUGGGCCAAAAGGAAACGCCAAAAAUGUCAGUGAUGUCUUUGAGAGUUGGAGCGUUUUUAUCGAUGAUAAAAUGAUAAACCAAAUAGUUGAAUGCACUAAUAUUUUUAUACAUGACGUUUCAAAAAAUUACUCAAGACUCGGGGAUGCAAAAUGCACAGAUUUGGUGGAAAUUAAGGCUUUAUUUGCCCGAUUAUAUUUAGCAGGUCUUCACAAGUCUUCUCAUCUAAAUGUAAGGGACUUAUGGGCUACUGACGGAACCGGAAUCGAAAUAUUUCGUUGUGUAAUGUCAUACAACCGUUUUCUUUUUUUGAUGAGAUGUUUACGCUUUGACGAUGUACAUACCAGAGAUUCAAGGAAACAAAACAAUAAACUGGCUGCAAUAAAUGAAAUAUUUGAAGCUUUCGUUGCAAACUGCAAAGAAAAUUACACUUUAGGGGAAUAUGUGACCAUUGACGAAAAACUGGAACCGUUUCGGGGUCGCUGUGCCUUUAGACAGUAUAUGCCAAACAAGCCCGCAAAAUAUGGAAUAAAACUAUUUGCAUUAGUCGAUGCAAGAACUUUUUACACUUCAUCUAUGGAAAUCUACUGUGGUAAAAAUAGCAACAAAUCGAACAAACCGAUUGACGUUGUAAAAAGACUUGUAGAGCCACUGUACAACACAGGUAGAAACGUUACCACAGAUAACUGGUACACUAGUUAUCCUUUGGCCAAAGAUUUGAUUUCUAAAAAUCUUACAAUAGUAGGAACAUUGCGAAAAAAUAAAAAAGAAAUCCCUGUUGAAUUCGUAAAUACGAAGAAACGUGAAAUACAUUCUUCAUUAUUUGGAUUCCAAAAAUAUUGCACAAUCGUCUCAUAUGUUCCAAAGAAAGGAAAAUGUGUUUUACUAUUGUCAACGAUGCAUAACGAUGACACUAUUGAUGAGGAUUCAGCUGAGAAAAAGAAACCAGAGAUUAUUACAUUUUAUAAUAUGACGAAGUGCGCAGUGGAUGUUGUUGAUCAAAUGGCGGCAUCCUACACCACGGCAAGGAUAACAAAUCGAUGGCCCAUGCUCCCGCCUUGCUCAGCUCUUUCUCAAAUUCAGAUGACCUGCAAGAAAACGUCAGAGAAACAAAGGAAGAAGCUUCCUCCUUAUGGCCCAACUAGGUCAAAAACAAUACCUCAAAACUCAGAAACCACAGCGUUUCACUUCCUUGAUAUUUACUCCAAUGCCACCAAAAACAACCAGGAAACAUAA
Messenger RNA from Uloborus diversus, 1650 nucleotides. Its product is annotated as piggyBac transposable element-derived protein 4-like. The coding region runs from base 1 to 1650 and encodes 549 amino acids. The record is from RefSeq and is a predicted model, not a curated record. The transcript is spliced from 3 exons. NCBI's taxonomy places the organism in Eukaryota, Metazoa, Arthropoda, Arachnida, Araneae, Uloboridae.